AGUUGUGAUAAACUUAUGGUUUCAGUGGUUUCUCAUCUACUCAACUCAAUCUCUCUGAACUAAAAAAAUGGCUGCCGCUGCUAAUUCCGUUAUUAUAUCACAAAACCUAAUUAAGAACUGCAAACACAAUUUUUUCAAUCCUCAAUCUCUCAUUUCAAUCCCUAAUAGUAGUUAUUGUUCAGUUCGCUUACGAGCCAAAUUAUCGCAUCAGAAAACCACCACCACAUCACCUGAAAACUCUCCUCCGCCUAAGAAACCUAAACCCUCAGUUACUCGUGCGCCGGAGCCACCGAGUUCGGAUUCGAAUUCUGGUUUCUUUGGCAGUUUAAGUGAUUGGUUGAAGGUUGAUGGAAUUAGUAUUGAGAUAUGGUCAAUAGCAUUGCCUGCUGCUCUUGCUCUGGCUGCUGAUCCGAUUACUUCGUUGGUUGAUACUGGAUUUGUUGGUCAUAUUGGAUCUGUUGAAUUGGCGGCAGUUGGGGUAUCCGUUACGGUAUUUAAUCUGGUUUCGAAGCUGUUUAGUGUUCCAUUACUUAAUAUCACCACUUCAUUUGUUGCUGAAGAGCAAGCAUUGUUAAGUAGUACAUGCAAUGGAAAUGAUGGUUCUGGUCAACUUUCUGAUGAUUUUGAGAAUCAGAAACAAGGAAAGACAUACCUUCCAGCUGUGUCUACUUCUUUAGCACUUGCUGCUGGUGUUGGUAUAGCUGAAGCUGUCACACUCUUUUUUGGCUCGGGUUUUUUGAUGAAUAUCUUGGGUAUACCUGUUGAUUCGCCAAUGCGAGUACCAGCUGAGAACUUUCUUGCUUGGAGGGCCUUUGGUGCUCCACCCAUUGUAAUUGCACUAGCUGCACAAGGAACGUUUCGUGGACUUAAGGACACUAAGACACCUCUUUAUGCCAUCGGGGCUGGCAAUUUGCUCAAUGCAAUAUUGGAUCCAAUAUUAAUUUUUGUGCUUGGUUUUGGCAUUGGUGGUGCUGCAAUUGCUACUGUGACUUCUGAAUAUCUUAUUGCUUUUAUUCUCCUGUGGAAAUUGAGUAGCAAAAUGUCAUUCGUUUCUCCAAAUAUUGAUGGGAGAAGAGUUGUCAGCUAUCUAACUUCUGGUGGUCUCCUUAUUGGCAGGACCAUAGCAGUGCUUUUAACAAUGACACUAGCCACCUCCAUGGCAGCUUUGGAGGGGCCGAUACCAAUGGCUGGUCAUCAAAUCUGUAUGGAAGUUUGGUUGGCAGUAUCAUUACUUAAUGACGCUUUAGCUCUUGCUGGUCAGGCUCUUCUGGCCAGUGAUUUUUCGCAAGGAAAUUAUGUAGAAGCACGUCAAGUGAUAUACAGAGUUCUUCAGAUUGGUGUAGUGACUGGAAUUGCUUUGGGUGGAAUAUUAUCGCUGGGGUUUGGAGCAUUUUCUAGCUUGUUCAGUUCAGACUCGGAAGUUCUGGAGAUUGCUUGGUCUGGUAUUUGGUUUGUUGCUGGGUCUCAGCCAAUUAAUGCUAUAGCUUUUGUUCUUGAUGGUCUCUACUAUGGCGUUUCAGACUUUGGAUAUGCUGCCUACUCAAUGGUGCUAGUAGGAUUGAUCUCCUCUGCAUUCAUAUAUGUGGCUGCUCCCAUCUAUGGGCUUCCUGGAGUCUGGGCAGGCUUAUUUAUUUUCAUGACCUUACGUGUUGUGGCCGGAAUAUGGAGGUUGGGCACAAAAACAGGGCCAUGGAAACUGCUCUGGGAUAAAGCUGAGUAGAAAAGUGAGUGAAAUGUUAUGCUCAUACAUUGAAUUGAGGGUUGCGACCUGGAACACAGAGGCCAAAUGAUCAACUGCUUAAUUACAUCCUACAGCCACACAGGCGACUUUUAUUAUCUCUCCAUGACAUCAUCCUCUUCGAAUUGUAAAAUUCGAUCCAGUUAUUGAGGCGAUCAUCAUCCUUUGGAGAGUGGUUUACACCCGUUGUCCAGCAUUCAAAUCCUGACCGCAUUUGCAAUGUUGCUUGCUUGAGUAAAGCACCGGAUUAUGAAACUGUUGGUAGAGUUAUAGCUGAUGUUUUGGCUGAUCGGCUCUAGAGAUGUACAUAAUUCGUGUAUUCAAUUGGAAAUCACUAUAAUUAUUAAUUGGCUUUAUGAAUGAA
Molecule: messenger RNA, 2102 nt
Organism: Mercurialis annua (annual mercury)
Lineage: Eukaryota; Viridiplantae; Streptophyta; Magnoliopsida; Malpighiales; Euphorbiaceae
Product: protein DETOXIFICATION 44, chloroplastic
Exons: 13
Coding region: 68-1720 (550 amino acids)
Biological process (GO): transmembrane transport
Cellular component (GO): membrane
Molecular function (GO): antiporter activity; xenobiotic transmembrane transporter activity
Source: RefSeq, a predicted model, not a curated record